Messenger RNA from Microcebus murinus (gray mouse lemur), 733 nucleotides. NCBI's taxonomy places the organism in Eukaryota, Metazoa, Chordata, Mammalia, Primates, Cheirogaleidae. The record is from RefSeq and is a predicted model, not a curated record.
AUGGAGCUGGGAAAAGUGUUCUACAGGAGUGAGGUAUCCAGUCUGCCUGGAGUGAGUGGGAGAAACAUACUCAGGGGUAUUGGAGGUGAGAGUGUUCCUCGCCUGCCAAGUGUUCCUACCGAGCAAAGCCCAGGCCUAGGGCUGGAAGCUUUAGCUCCAAAUCCAGCCUGCCUUCCAGCUGUCUGUCUUCACCAGAGUCAGGAGCUUCAGGGUCUCCUAGCAAGCAGUUCACCCCCAGAGGCAGAAGACCGCCAUCCGUGGUGCAAGGCUGCCGCAGACAGGCUGACUGCGCGGUCACGUGAGGCCGAUGGCAAGUCAUGUGACCAGGCUCUCACUUGGGCCCGCAGAGAGGUGUGUUUCCUUGCACGGAGAAAGGACGGGAAGGACAGACACCUGAGGAUCCACAGACCCAGGAGCUCGAGAAGCCGGGGGUCAUCCCGCGAGAGGCAUUCGUGGAGAGAAGCGGCCGUUGCUAUUGGAGAAGGUGGGUGCGAGGCCGGCAUCUGGCCUCCGUGGGAGGUGGUGGCUGAGAUGCGAGUGAAGGAAAUGCCUCGGGCGCUUCUACUCCCUCCUGCCUUCUGUGUUCAGCCUGGGCGUGGGGCCCUGUGCCGCCAGCGCCUCCUGACUCUCUGUUUCUAUGUGCGGAUGGGAACGGUGGGCAUCUGGGCGGAAUAGGCUUCAGAGGAGCCCAGCGAGGGGAAACGGUCAAGUAACAAGUCGUGUUCACCCAUGG